Messenger RNA from Rubroshorea leprosula, 782 nucleotides. NCBI's taxonomy places the organism in Eukaryota, Viridiplantae, Streptophyta, Magnoliopsida, Malvales, Dipterocarpaceae. The record is from the annotation of a GenBank genome assembly.
CUACAUUAAAUUAUUGUCUCAAUUUCUUUGUCACUUUUGUUUGCAUGGGAUUGUGGUGCUCAAAAUUCCCAACAAGUGGUAUCAGAGCUAUUGGUAGAGCUCCUAGUGUUGUGGAGAAAUGCAAACUGAAGCCAUGAAGUAUUCAAUUGAGUUGUUUGAUGGCAAGAAUGACUUUUCUCUAUGGCAAACUACUGUGAAGGAUGUCCUUACUUAUCAAGAACUUGAUGCAGCUUUAGAAGAGACCAAGCUGGCUGACAUGAAGGGUAGUGAUUGGAGUACUAUCCAAAAGAAGACAACAAGUCAAAUUUGGCUGACGCUUGCACUGGAGGUGAAAUGUAACGUCAUUUCAGAGACUACACCAAUAGGCAUGUGGAAGAAGCUUGAAAAGAUAUAUGCUUCAAAAUAUUUAACCAAUUGGAUAUGUUUAAAGAUGGGGCUAUAUCAAUUGAAGAUGGCAAAAGGCACUAAUAUUGACAAGCACUUAUUUGGUUUCAACAUGAUGGUGACACAAGUAGUGAAUGCUGGGGAUAUUCUAGAAAAAGAAGAGAAAGCUUUGCUUUUACUUACAUCCUUGCCGAAGUCUUAUAAGUCCCUAGUGUAGAACACAUAGUUGUCCGUACUGUUUCAUACCAGUUGUACCAGUUUUGUAAGUUGACUGAAACGAUAUGGAUUUGAAUUUCGUUUCGGUCAAAUGUCAGAUAUUUCGGUCAAAUUUCAAUGUAUCGGUUGAAAUUUAGUGUAUCGGUCGGUUCACCGAAAUUGAAUCAACACAAUUCAAAUCU